AUGGAAAAGAAAAUCAAGAAUUUCUCGAGUUCCUUAUAUAUGAGGAGAAAAGCCAGGAAAACCACCGCGAUGACACACAGCACCAUAUCUCAUGUAACAAACGUGAAAAAAGCGAUGAUUUUUUUUCUGCUUUCUUUUUCUCAUUUCUCAAGCGGAUAUUCCGCUUGCAAAAAGAAAAGGCGUGGCUCUGGUCUUCGCUAUUUUGGAAAUAAACUUUGGCGUCCUACGCCCAGAAGCGGCCAAAGCGGCCAAUCACGCCCGAAGACGGGACCGCACGGCUCCCAACGAGUCGUUUUUUUGGAACUGAAAAAGGCCCAACGUUGGGCCUAG
Saccharomyces cerevisiae S288C is the source of this 330-nucleotide messenger RNA. It is a transcript of the gene API2, whose product is annotated as Api2p. The record is from RefSeq and is marked reviewed. NCBI's taxonomy places the organism in Eukaryota, Fungi, Ascomycota, Saccharomycetes, Saccharomycetales, Saccharomycetaceae. The coding region runs from base 1 to 330 and encodes 109 amino acids. The transcript has a single exon.